Molecule: messenger RNA, 1815 nt
Organism: Diaporthe batatas
Lineage: Eukaryota; Fungi; Ascomycota; Sordariomycetes; Diaporthales; Diaporthaceae
Exons: 5
Coding region: 1-1815 (604 amino acids)
Biological process (GO): carbohydrate metabolic process
Molecular function (GO): hydrolase activity, hydrolyzing O-glycosyl compounds
Source: RefSeq, a predicted model, not a curated record
AUGCCUCGAUUCGCAAAGAGUUUGUGCUACCUUUUGGUGGCGUUACUGUCAGGCCUGGCAGAGGCUGAGAAUUCCACCUUCAAUAACCCAAUAUUACCGGGGUUUCAUCCCGAUCCUAGUUGCAUAUUUGUCCCUGAGUGGGACAACACAUUCUUCUGUGCAUCAUCCAGCUUUAAUGCAUUCCCUGGUAUUCCCAUUCAUGCAAGUAAAGACCUCCAAAAUUGGAAGUUAAUAGCACAUGUUCUCAAUAGGGAGGAACAGCUCCCGGAGCUGGCUUACACCAACAGGUCUACGGCCGGAAUCUGGGCGCCAACUCUGAGAUACCGCGAUGACACAUUCUGGCUCGUGACGACGCUUGUGGAAGACGACCGAGCCGCAGAUGAUGCUACUCGGUGGGACAACAUCAUCUUCAAGUCGACAGACAUGUACGAGCCGUCAUCAUGGACGAACGCAGUCCACUUCAAGUUCGAGGGCUACGACACCGAGCCGUUCUGGGACGACGACGGCAAGACGUACAUCGUCGGCUCGCACGCCUUCAAGGUGUACCCGGCGCUCGAGAUCGCAGAGGCGGACCUCGAGACGGGCGAGGUCGGCGAGUGGCACAACCUGUGGAACGGCACGGGGGGUCUGGCGCCCGAGGGCCCCCACCUCUACCGCAAGGACGGGUGGUACUACCUGCUCGUCGCCGAGGGCGGCACGGGGAUGCUCCACAUGGUGACGAUGGCGCGGUCGAGGGGCCUCCUCGGGCCGUACGAGCCGGCCCCCGCCAACCCGGUGCUGACCAACGCCAACACCACGAGCUACUUCCAGACCGUCGGCCACGCGGACCUGUUCCAGGACCAGGGCGGCAACUGGUGGGGCGUCGCGCUGUCGACGCGCUCCGGCCCGGGGGACACAUACUACCCGAUGGGGCGCGAGACGGUCAUGACAGCAGUGGCGUGGGAGGAGGGCGAGUUCCCCGUCUGGACAAACAUAAGCGGGCAGGUGAGCGGGUGGGCCCUGCCGCCGGAGAACAAGGACCUGGGCGGCCCGGGGCCCUUCGUCGACGAGGGCGACGACGUCGACUUCGCCCCGGGGUCGGGGCUGCCCGCCCACUUCACCCACUGGCGGUAUCCGGACCCGAACUCGUUCGCCGUCUCCCCGGAGGGGCACCCAAACACCCUGCGCCUGAGCCCGUCCCGGCUCAACCUGACCGCCCUGGACGGCAACUACGCCGGCCCGGACCUCGGCGGGCAGACUUUUGUCGGGCGCCGGCAGCAGGACACGCUGUUCACGUACCGCGUCGACCUCGACUACGCGCCGGCGCGGGCCGGCGAGGAGGCGGGCGUGUCGGUGUUCCUCACGCAGAACCACCACCUCGACAUCGGCGUGGUCCUGCUGCCCGCGGGCGAGAGCACGGCCCGGGCUGCCUUCCCCGGGGCGGCGUCCGGGCCUGCGGGGCGGCAGCAGCAGCAGCAGGCUGGCGAGGACGACGACCCGGACCCCGCCGAGCUCAUACCACAGGUCCGGUUCAGGGGCAUCUCGUCCGUGCCGGUUCCCCAGGCGGUGGUUGCCCCGGUGCCCCGCGCGUGGCAGGGCAGGCCGCUCAGCUUGGAGAUCAGGGCGGUCAACAUGACGCAUUACGCCUUCUCCGUCGGCCCGGCUGGUGCACAGUCGCUGAUGCAGACCCUGGUGACGUCGUCGAGCGAUGCUGUCAGCUGGGGUUUCACAGGGGUCAUUCUCGGUGUUUAUUGUACGACUAAUGGAGGAGAAGGGGACACGCCGGCCUACAUUUCCAAUUGGCAAUACAUUCCACAGGGGCAGUAUAGAGACUAA